ACAGUUUUAUACAUAUAACCUGUAGUUUCACAAGACACCCUGGUUGUUUGGGCAAGUGGAGACCUACCUCCUGUGUGUUUGUCAGACUGUGCAGCAGGCCGGCCGGUCUGAGCGCACAUGCUCAGUGAGGUUAUUUUUGCGCACGGAAGCUUUAAGAGCGCAGCGGCUGGAGGCAGACGGCAGCAGAGAGCGGAAAGCAGCUCAGCCAGCACCGGAGGAGGAGAGCGGAGAACGGAGAGCCGAGCGGACCGUCAGCCCGCAGAUGAGCGGCCAGUGACAGCCGCAGACCCGGCUCUGCGCUGGGCACCCGGAGGGAGCGAGGCGCAUGAAUCUGUGCCGCACGGCUCUACUCACAACUUCGCCUCCAUAGACUCUUUCAUUUCUCAUCUUGUUUUCUCGUUAAUUCACCAUGGUACUGGGCAAAGUGAGGGCCUUGGCGGUCUACUUUGACAGCCUGAAUGAGAACAACCUGCCGGUGUUCUCCGGCGGAGACCUGGUGUCCGGCCGGGUGGUGGUGGAGGUGACCGGGGACGUGCGGGUGAAGAGCCUGGACAUAACCGCCAGAGGAGUCGCCAAGGUCCGCUGGACGGAAUCUCGGAACGCCGGGGCGAACACGGCUUACACCCAGAACUACACGGAGGAGGUGGAAUACCUGCACCACUACGACACCCUGAUCGGAGAGGAGAGAGACGAGGACUGUCCAGAGGAGGGCAUGACUGUUCUGCACGCCGGCCUACACGAGUUCGCUUUCAGCUUCAACCUGCCGCAGAUGGCUCUGGCCACGUCCUUUGAAGGGAAGCACGGCAGUGUGAGGUACUGGGUGAAGGCUGAGCUGCACCGGCCGUGGCUGCUCCCCGUCAAAGUCAAGAAGGAGUUCAUUGUGUUCGAGCACAUCGACAUCAACACGCCGCUGCUGCUGGCCCCUCAGGCCGGUACCAAGGAGAAGACACUGUGCUGUUGGUUCUGUGCUUCGGGCCCGAUCUCCCUCAGUGCCAAGAUUGAGCGGAAGGGCUACACACCAGGUGAGUCCAUCCAGAUCUUCGCCGAGGUGGAGAACUGUUCGUCCCGCGUCGUGGUGCCCAAGGCAGCACUCUACCAGACCCAGACCUUCUUCGCGAAGGGAAAGGGAAAGCAGAUCCAGCAACUGGUGUCCAACCUGCGAGGAGAUCCACUGCCGCAGGGCAAGAGCCAGAGCUGGGAGGGCAAACUGCUCAAAAUACCUCCGGUGUCGCCCUCCAUCCUGGACUGCCCUAUCAUCAGGGUGGAGUAUGCCCUCGUGGUGUACGUGGACGUUCCCGGUGGACUGAAUCUGUCUCUGUCGUUGCCGUUGGUGAUCGGGACCAUCCCUCUUCAUGCCUGCGCCACCCGCACAUCCAGCAUCAGCAGCAACUGCAGCAGUCUGAGUUGGCUGGGACUGCCUGUGAGGCCUGAAGCACCGCCGAGCUACAGCGAGCUGGCAAUAUCAGAGGCUCACAGACGGGAUUGUCUGCAAGGCUUUGAUAGGUCUGACGGGGAGGGAGAGGACCAGGCAUCUCUGCUAACAUACAUCACAGAGUUCAGAUAUCUGCCCCCACCACUCUACUCUGAGGUCGACCCUUACCCCGACUCGGUGGAGGUGUGCGGGGCAGCGGACGUCAGGAGACCCGACAUGUGUCCGUCCCGCUGAGCGACUUCUGCUCAAACAAAGACAUCGUCGCCCUCAGCUGCAUAACCAGCUUCUCACCAGAUUGUAAAAGACCACAAAUAAUCCGGCUGGAGCCUCUUCGACCGAGGAAGAGUCCGCCAGCAGAGCAUUUGGUGACCAUGGACCAGGGAUUUUGAGCCACGCUGAAUCCUCCAUAUCCUGUGCUCAAGACGAGGCAGAAGCAAACAUUCUCUGAUGCCGCUGACAGAACUCACUGCUGGUGGCCAGAAGAAGCCUCCUCCUGCCUCACAGUAAAGUUUGCACAUGCCGUAAUUACUGUUUUUCUAUCAGUGGUUUUAUAUUCUGCAGAUUGCCGCAGGCCUAUAUGAUAGAGUAGAUUCUGUCCACAGAUGUAAACACAGAUAUUGUGCUCUGAAUGGCUUAUUUACAGGACAAAAGCUAUCUUCAGCUAAAUGAUAGUUUGAGCUCAGUCAUCAGACUUCAGGUGGUCUCUCUCUCUCUCUCUCUCUCUCUCUCUCUCUCUCUCUCUCUCUCUCUCUCUAUCUCUAUCUCUCUCUCUCUCUUUGAGAACAAAGCUAAAAAGUAAAAAAAAUAACACAAAAAAAAACACGACGUUUCUGAUGACAAACUGCAUCAACGACCACCUCGAGCGCAAAAAAAGUAAAGCUCAAAUUGUGUGUGAAUGUGUGUGUGAGAGAGACAGCGAGCGUGUGUGGAUUUAAAUGACCAGGUGUAGAGACAAAGCACAACUCUGACCAACCGAGAUAAAGUACCGCAAGUCGCCUGUUGGUUUCCGCUCUGAACUGAAGCUCCUCUUUGCUGUAGAUUUUUCCAGAACGUGGAUGCUAAGAAGCUUCGCAGACACAAAGGCAAGGCGUUAAAGAUUAAUGUUUACAGAUGAAUAUAUCAAAUUGAGAAUGUUACUCAAACAUGACUUCUUCCACCUAAAACUUCAAAUUACCAAGUGCAAUAUAUUUUUGUAUUUGUGAUUUUUUUGCACUAAUUUUUCAUAUACUCUGUUGCUGUUUAUUCCAUUUCUGUGCAUUAUAUAUUAUUGUCAUGAUCUUAUUGCUGUCAUGAUCAACUUUUGAUAAAAAUAAAGUUUAUUUUAUAAAAUAA
Molecule: messenger RNA, 2764 nt
Organism: Stegastes partitus (bicolor damselfish)
Lineage: Eukaryota; Metazoa; Chordata; Actinopteri; Pomacentridae
Gene: arrdc3b
Product: arrestin domain containing 3b
Exons: 8
Coding region: 410-1666 (418 amino acids)
Biological process (GO): protein transport
Cellular component (GO): cytoplasm
Source: RefSeq, a predicted model, not a curated record